Molecule: messenger RNA, 1581 nt
Organism: Acytostelium subglobosum LB1
Lineage: Eukaryota; Evosea; Eumycetozoa; Acytosteliales; Acytosteliaceae
Exons: 5
Molecular function (GO): ATP binding; nucleic acid binding; RNA helicase activity
Source: RefSeq, a predicted model, not a curated record
AAACAAAUAGAUAGAUAUACAAAGAAGAUGUCAGCAGAUACUACAGCAACAGCCAAUAGAAGAUUCGAGGAUCUACAUCUUGCACCUUGGUUAUUGUCAAGUUGCAAGCAACUUGGAUUCAAGGCCCCAUCGAACAUUCAAUACAACACCAUCCCAAAGAUUCUAGAGGGACGCGAUAUACUUGCCAGUGCAAAGACUGGACAGGGAAAGACGGCGGCAUUCGCCUUGCCCAUCCUCUCAAAGCUCUCUGAAGACCCUUACGGUGUGUUUGCAAUCGUCCUAACGCCAACACGUGAGCUUGCCGUUCAGAUUGGCGAGCAGUUCAAUGCACUGGGCUCGGCGAUCAACAUCAAUUGCUGCGUAGUCAUUGGAGGCAUUGACAAUGUAUCACAGUCACUCAUACUCGAGAAGCGUCCACAUAUCAUCGUUGCAACACCAGGUCGUCUUGCAGCACAUCUCACCAAUGGACUCAAGAUAUCACUUCAAUUCUGUCGAUUCCUCGUUCUAGACGAGGCUGAUCGUAUGCUUGGUGCAGACUUUGAACUCGAAGUACAGAAAAUAGCAGAGCAUCUACCAAAGGAUAUUCAGGUGAUGCUGUACUCUGCCACAAUGACUAACAAUGAGAAGAAACUGGGUAUCAUUGAGCUCAAGAAUCCAUUCACAUACGAAGAUAACUCAAAAUACGAUACAGUUGAUACUUUGAAGCAAGAGUAUAUAUUUAUGCCUGCACAGGCAAAGGAUUGCUACUUGGUUUAUUUGUUGAAGAAGCAUGAGAGGAGUUCUGUGAUUGUCUUUGUAAACAAUUGUAGAACUGUGGAGUCUGUCAAGGGAAUGUUGAACAAGUUGGACAUCAAGACCGUGUCACUGCACUCAUUCCUCUCUCAAAAGGAUCGUCUCAACGCACUGAAACAGUUCAAGUCUGGAAAGAUCAGAGUGUUGGUAGCCACUGAUGUGGCCAGUCGUGGAUUGGAUAUACCAGAUGUACAGAUAGUAGUCAAUUAUAAGUUGUCCAACUCAUCAAAGGACUAUAUUCACAGAGUUGGAAGAACAGCUAGAUUUGGAAGGAGUGGACGUGCGAUAUCAUUCGUCACACCUCAUGACGUGGAGCUGGUACAGAAUGUUGAGAAGGCCAUUGGCAAGCAGAUGGAAUUGUAUCAAACCAAUGACGAUGAGGUCUUUAGGCAUUUGAACGAGGCUUCAACUGCCAGGAAGAUGGUGGAAAUUUUCUUGGACGAAAUUGAGUUUGGAGUCAAGGAGAAAGAGAGAAGAGAUGAGAGGAAUGAGAUACAGAAGGAGUUGUUGGAUGCAAAGGAAAGGAAAGCUCAAACUGCUAAUGCUGAUACAUCAACAUCAUCAACUCAAUCGACCAAGACCAACAAGAAGAAGACAAUCGUUACAAAGACCAAGGCUGGUACAACACCCAAACAAUCAUCUGCCGCCCCAAUACCUGCUGCCCCUGCUACCACAACCACUACCACCACAACAACAUCCACAAAGAAAAGGACGACAGAGAGCAGAGAUCAUGAUGAUGACGAAGGAGGUAUAUCUUUAUUCAAGAAGAAGAGGACAACAAAGAAAUAA